Aspergillus pseudonomiae is the source of this 2400-nucleotide messenger RNA. RefSeq names its product thiamine diphosphate-binding protein. Gene Ontology annotation, molecular function: thiamine pyrophosphate binding; magnesium ion binding; flavin adenine dinucleotide binding. The coding region runs from base 185 to 2239 and encodes 684 amino acids. The transcript is spliced from 4 exons. The record is from RefSeq and is a predicted model, not a curated record. Gene Ontology annotation, cellular component: acetolactate synthase complex; mitochondrion. Gene Ontology annotation, biological process: L-valine biosynthetic process. NCBI's taxonomy places the organism in Eukaryota, Fungi, Ascomycota, Eurotiomycetes, Eurotiales, Aspergillaceae.
AGCUUGGCCCUAGGUACUGGUCCAGAAUAAGCGUCCGGUAUCGCUCCCCCUGACAUGAGUCAUGUUGGUCCAUAUACAUAUGUCGCUAUCACAUAAAACGCCCACCCCUGUUGUCGGGAAGCAAUAUCUGUGGGAAUAAUGCGUUUGACCUGGCUCUUUUCGCUUAUCACAUACUUAUCGUGACAUGUAUCGAAAACACCCUAUUAGUCGGGCUGGCAAUGCCCUGGUUCGUACUGUACGAUGUCAACAAACCUCGCUUGCUCGGUCGUGUAUCUGGUCUGCGAAGAUAGGGGGCAUUGGACGAAGGAUGACUACGGUUGCGACACAGUCGAUAAAAGCAGAAUCCCCAUCGAGUGCAACCUUUCGCCCGACAGGCGCAGAGUAUAAUGUGUCUUCAGCAAGCCAAACAUCAAUGGAAGUGGAUGAAUCGUUUGUUGGAAUGACGGGCGGUCAAAUUUUCCAUGAGAUGAUGCGAAGGCACGGUGUUAAACAUAUCUUUGGAUACCCUGGUGGAACUAUCCUUCCGGUCUUCGACGCCAUCUACAAUUCCAAGUAUUUCGAUUUCAUCCUUCCUAAGCACGAACAAGGAGCAGGGCAUAUGGCCGAGGGAUACGCAAGGGCAUCAGGGAAGCCAGGUAUUGUUCUGGUCACCUCCGGACCCGGGGCCACCAACGUCGUUACCCCGAUGCAGGAUGCUCUGUCCGAUGGGACGCCAAUGAUCGUCUUCAGCGGCCAGGUGGCGACCACGGCGAUCGGCAGCGAUGCUUUCCAGGAAGCUGAUAUUCUCGGUAUAUCGCGAGGCUGCACAAAGUGGAACGUCAUGGUGCGCAACGUUGCUGAGCUACCCCAGAGAAUCAAUGAAGCUUUCGAGAUUGCGACGAGUGGUAGGCCUGGCCCGGUCCUUGUGGACCUACCCAAGGACGUGACAGCAAGUAUACUCAGAAAUGCCACCCCUACCGGGUUGGCUAUACCUCGCACCGCGACCUACGCAAACACCGACGCAAACCAAACGUUACUCACCAAGUCGAUCUCUACUGUUGCCAAAUUGAUUAACACCGCCAAGAAGCCCGUCAUCUAUGCAGGACAGGGUGUUAUUCAGUCCCCGGGCGGACCUCAGCUACUCAAGGAGCUUGCUGACAAGGCGUCAAUACCGGUCACAACAACUCUGCAAGGCCUUGGUGCCUUCGACGAACUGGACGAGAAGUCCUUGCAUAUGCUGGGCAUGCACGGCUCAGCAUAUGCGAAUAUGGCUAUGCAGGAAGCUGAUCUCAUUAUAGCCUUAGGUGCACGGUUCGACGACAGAGUGACAUUAAACGUCGCCAAGUUUGCGCCUGCGGCGAGGGCAGCCGCGGCAAAGGGCCUUGGGGGUAUUGUACAGUUUGAAGUGCUACCGAAGAAUAUCAACAAGGUGGUUCAGUCCACUGAGGCUGUUGUCGGGGAUCUCACAGAGAACCUGACACACCUACUACCCCAUGUGAAAAGGACCAGCAUGGCCGAAAGGCGAGAAUGGUUUCAACAAAUCAACGAGUGGAAAGCAAAGUGGCCGUGGAGUGCUUACAAUCGGGAUGAACGACCACAUUUGAUCAAACCGCAGUAUGUCAUUGAGGAACUGAGUAACCUCACCGCAGAUCGCAAGCAAGAGACCAUCAUUACUACGGGCGUUGGUCAACAUCAGAUGUGGACUGCUCAGCACUUCCGUUGGCGUUAUCCCCGUAGUAUGAUUACUUCUGGUGGUCUUGGUACGAUGGGCUUUGGCCUUCCCGCUGCUAUCGGCGCCAAGGUAGCGCGUCCAGAUGCGCUUGUAAUCGAUAUCGAUGGGGACGCAUCGUUUAGCAUGACCUUGACAGAAUUGACCACCGCCAGUCAAUUCAAUAUCGGGGUCAAAGUUAUCGUUCUAAACAACGAGGAGCAAGGAAUGGUGACCCAGUGGCAAAAUCUCUUCUACGAGGAUCGAUACUCACACACACACCAGCGUAACCCAGACUUUAUGGGCCUGGCAGCCGCAAUGCACAUUCAACAUCGACGUGUCAGGAAACCGGAAGACGUCGUUGAGUCUCUCGAGUGGCUUAUCCACACGGAGGGCCCGGCUCUGCUAGAGGUUAUCACCGACAAGAAGGUGCCAGUGCUACCAAUGGUACCUGCAGGCUCAGGGCUGCACGAGUUCAUUACGUGGGACGCACAUAAAGACAAGGAGAGGAGAAGUCUGAUGCAGGACAGAACAUGCGGGCUCCACGGAUGAGCUUGGAAACAGCCUUCUGGACAACGCAUCACACCUGUGUACAUGUAGCUAAAACGUGAUAUUAUAGGAGCAGUGUUAAUCAAGCAUGCUACACAGUUGACAUGCUCCACCUGAGACCAUCAACUCAGUUCUCUAAAUAUUUCCCUAUAUGUGUACUUCAU